AUGCCAGCUGCCGUCGAUCCAAACGGCACUGCUGAAGGCCGUCAGGUCAAGCGCCAAAGAAUCGGUCAGGACGAGGUGGUCGUCAAGAGCCAGAGACAGCUUGGUUCUUCGCGACUUUUUGCGCCUUACAGGACUGUCGGUCUUGUUUCGCCUACCGCUGUUCCCUUCACUAGCAUCGCUCUCGGAAAGACGACCUUUCAACUCACCACAUCAGUCGGUCGCAGUCUCCAGACCUAUGACUUGCGCCGCGGUCUCAAUCUCGUUUUCAUCACCCGCCCUCAGACUCCCGAGUUCAUCACUGCAAGCAUAGCAUGGAAGGAUCUGGUAUUCGCCGCUUGGGGAGGAGAGUCUGCCGAGUCUGAGCGUGGUGUCUGGAUUUUCAAGAGAGGCAAGAAGAUUGCUGACCUGGAAAUGCCCAUGCGUCAGGAACACAACAUCGAGUCAUUCUGCAUCUUUGGUUCCUGGAUCAUUGGUGCAUGCGACAACCAGGUCCUUGUCUGGAAGUCGUCCAACUACGAACUCUACACCACCCUCCAGAGCAGCACCGCCUCUUCGUUCACCGGCACCCUCAGCAGCAUGCCCACCAUGCUCAACAAGAUUGUCGCCGGUAAGGAUGAUGGAACUGUCGAGAUUUGGAACGUCUCAAGCGGAAAGCUGGUCUACUCAGUCCUCCCUCCGGCUGCUGAUUACGGCGCCGUCACCGCUCUGCAACCCACUCCCGCCCUGAACUUGCUCGCAAUCGCCUACGAAUCCGGCCCCCUGAUCAUCCAGGAUAUCCAAGCAGACAAGAAGCUUCUCCACUUCAAUGCGAGCGCCCACGGCACAAACGGUCCCUCAAUCACAUCAAUCACUUUCAGAUCGGAUGCUAUGGGUGCAGGAGAUGAUGGUAAAAGAGCUGGUGUCAUGGCCACUGCCUCGAACGAGAGCGGCGACGUGACACUAUGGGACCUGAACAACGGCGGUCGUAAGCAAGGUGUUCUCCGUGGCGCACAUGCUCCUCCUUCCUCUGCUUCACCCGGCGGUGUCAGCAAGGUCGAAUUUCUGCCUGGUCAGGCCAUCAUUGCAACCAGUGGUCUGGACAAUAGCUUGAAAACUUGGAUCUUCGAUGAGAGUCCAUUCAACCCUGUACCUCGCAUUCUACACCAGCGCAGCGGUCAUGGUGCGCCUGUCACAACCUUGGCUUUCCUUCCUGCUGCCUCAGACGGCUCCGAUGCAAGCGGAAAGUGGCUUCUGAGCACUUCCAAGGAUCGCAGCUUGUGGGGCUGGAGUCUGAGAAGAGAUGGACAGAGCGCUGAACUUUCACAAGGCAACGUUACCAAGAAGGCCAGAAAGCAGGGUAUCCUCUCUUCCGAAGGCAGAGAUACUAUCGAGGCUCUCAAGGCUCCCCCGAUCACUUCCAUUGCUUGCUCGCUCAAUCGCGAUGGUGGUAUGGGCUCCAUGCCCGGCAAGUUCCCUAUCUGGCAAUCUGGAAAGGGCAAGACCAAGAACAGCACAGAGGCCACGAGUAUGACCGGAUGGGAGAGUGUCGUCACUGCACAUGAAGGCGACAAUAAGGCACGCACAUGGUUCUGGGGCAGAAAGAAGGCUGGAAGAUGGGCAUUCGAGACUCAGGAUGGUGGCGAAGUCAAGAGCGUUGCAGUCUCACCCUGCGGCACUUUUGCACUUGUCGGUUCGGCAAAUGGUGGCAUCGAUAUGUUCAACCUGCAAUCUGGCAGCCAUAGACAGAGAUAUCCGGCAAGGCUCACUCCGACUCAAGCACAACAACUCAAGCUCGAUUUGGCAAAAGCGGAAGAAGCAGUUGCACCGAAUGCUGAAGCCGGUAAAAAGAAGUUCUACCGCGGUCAAGGCAAGCAUACUGCUGCUGUUACCGGUCUGGCCGUUGACAACCUGAACCGCACUGUUGUCAGUUGCAGCAUCGAUGGAAAGAUCAAGUUUUGGGAUUUCAUGAGUGGCGCUCUCAAGCAAGAGAUUGACUGGUCGGGAGCUGUACAAAUCACCGGUUUGAGACUGCAUCGUGGAUCAGAGUUGGCUGCGUUCACAUGCUCUGAUGGUUGUGUUCGUGUGGUCGACAUCACCACAUUUAAGCUCAUCCGUGAGUUGAGAAUGUCGCGCUCAUCGCAAUCAAAGGCCUUUGACUUUGCCGACUUUGGCUUCUCGAAUGACGGUCGUUGGGUCAUGGCUGCAACAUCCUCCUUUGUCUGCGCUUGGGAUCUCCCGACUGGUCACUUGAUCGACGUCUUCAAGCUUCCUUCGACGUGUAACGCCAUCAGCUUCUCACCGACUGGCGAGUAUUUGGCAACAGCUAGCGAGGAACAUGUCGGUGUCGACGUCUGGUCGAACAAGACUCUCUUCACCCACGUGCCCACUCGUCACAUCAACGAGGCAGAACUAUCGACAAUCAUGGCCAGCGCAGCCCAAGCACCGACGGUCUCAGGUGAAGGUAGCAUCUCCGUCAUUGGCUCCUUGGCCAACGCACCAGACGUCGAGUCCGACGAAGAAGACUACAUGGAUACCGAUCUCGACGCAGACGCAGACCUCGAUGCCCUCUCCUCCGACCUCGUCUCCCUCUCUCUCGUCCCCCGCAGUCGCUGGCAGAACCUCCUCCAUCUGGACAUAAUCCGCCAACGCAAUGCACCGACUGCGGCACCAAAGAAGCCCGAAAAAGCACCUUUCUUCCUCCCCUCCCUGCAAGAACGACAAGCAAAUCCAGCCCUCGCAAAUGGAAACACGACACAAGACCUCGCAGCCAUCGAGCAAGAACGCAGUCGCAUCAUGAAAAUGGACCGUCAAAACACAAUCUCGAAAUUCACCUCCCUCUUACGCGACGCAUCAGAAACCGGGGAUUUUUUGCCAUUCAUCACACAUCUCAAAACCCUCACGCCCGCAGCUGCAGAUAUCGAGAUUCGCAGUCUUUCUUCCCCUAUCACAUCUUUCGAUCCAGAGUCCGGUGCUUGUAACGAACUCGUCGCUUUCGUGCGCGCAUUAUCCUUUCUUUGCGCUUCCAAACGCGACUUUGAACUCGGUCAGGCUUGGAUGGCUGUAUUUUUGAAGAUUCACUCUGAUGUCGUGAUUGAAGAUCAAGAACUUAGGGCUAGUGUCAAGGAAUGGAGAGAUCGUGUUGUAGAGGAGAAGGAGAGAGUGGAGAUGUUGGCACAGUAUUGUGGUGGUAUGGUUGGCUUUUUGCGAGCGGCUAGAGUGUAG
This is a messenger RNA of Aureobasidium subglaciale EXF-2481, 3201 nucleotides long. RefSeq lists its product as uncharacterized. Gene Ontology annotation, molecular function: protein binding. Gene Ontology annotation, cellular component: Pwp2p-containing subcomplex of 90S preribosome; small-subunit processome. Bases 1 to 3201 code for a protein of 1066 amino acids. Gene Ontology annotation, biological process: rRNA processing. The transcript has 2 exons. The record is from RefSeq and is a predicted model, not a curated record. NCBI's taxonomy places the organism in Eukaryota, Fungi, Ascomycota, Dothideomycetes, Dothideales, Saccotheciaceae.